Lepisosteus oculatus (spotted gar) is the source of this 1285-nucleotide messenger RNA. NCBI's taxonomy places the organism in Eukaryota, Metazoa, Chordata, Actinopteri, Semionotiformes, Lepisosteidae. The record is from RefSeq and is a predicted model, not a curated record.
AUGACCCCGGGACCCUGGAGCUGUCCCCCCAUCUUCAGUACGGGCUCCGAGCAGGCCUGCGGACAGGGGCCCCUGGACAGCGCCCACAGGGGGGCCCCCAGAGCCCGCUGCUCGUGUGCCGCCUCUCUCCACCAGCCUCAGGGGCGGGGCUGUUGUGUGGCUUUUACCAGCUGCGCGGGGCUCCGCGAGGCCCCGCGGACACCGACACCGGCCCACACGCAGAGAGCCCCCACGGCAGGGGACGCCCCUCCCGAAUUCAUGGGCCCGCAGGGAAAAGCAAUGUCGCUGACAAACAAAACGCACUGUGAUGGCAGCGGGAAACGGGCCCGGAGCUGUCCGUCAAGCCAGGGGCGGCAGAGCCGGGUCGUCCAGGGGGGGGCAGUGCUCUUCCAGCAAUGGGCUGCUCAGCCCCCCCCCCCCGCGCCCAGCAGCCCCCCUCCCUUCUCUCCCCCUCCUCCUAAUCCCUCCUCCCCCGGGUCUCCAUGGCGACUGCCCAGACAAGCAGGUGAUCCAUUGACAGGGAGCAGAUGGUGUCCCGUGGAGUCGGCACACACAACACAACACAACGGCGAGAGGGAUGGGAGAGGAUGUCGCUCUGGUUAUCUCGCUCCUUCAGCCUGGUGCCCGAGCAGCACCACACAAUGCCAGGGGUGGAAUGCCACUAGUUCUGUGUGAUUAUCUGCAAUAAGUGGGAAACACACUGCCCACAGGUUCAAUGGAGUCCAAAACAAUCCGAGGAGGCCCCUGUGUUUUACUUUUCUCUGGAAUGAAACUGAAAAUGCCUAUUGUGCUGCAUGAGUCCUGGCUUGUCCGUGAAAAAAAAUCAUCUCCGCUCAGAGCAGUCUAUGCGUUUCAGAAGGUGCAUCCAUUUUUACAGAAGAGUAAAAUUCUCCAUUCUGAAAAUCGAGGCAGGCAAGUGUGAAUUUGUCUGUUUGACCUUGUGUUUGAUGUCUCACUUCUCACUCUGCCUCACACUCCAGAGAGCUUUGGCUCAGCCUCCAGUUCCUUCAGAGCAAUUACUUCUGCCUCGGACCAUUUGUGUUUUUGCUUUUAAUUAUUCCGUUAUUUUAGUUAAUUUGCAUUGUCCUGAAAGCCAGGUGGGCACAUUUCAUGUAGCUGUUGUGAGCCAAAGUUUUCGAAGUGUUUUUUUUCCCCUGAAGAGAAUAUGAUCUUUGUAUGAGCAAUUAAAAACUUGGGAUCCCGCAUCAAAAGAUAAUGUUGUCUUUUAAAAACAGUUAAUGACAUUUGUGAUGGUUCUUAUGAUCAGAUUAAAAACAUCUUUAUG